AAGGAACCGUUAUGAGUUUCCGUUGUAAGCGUGUUUGAACGGACUAGUGCACAUUUGUCAUCUGCGAGCCGUGAACCACUCCCGUGGCGGUGUUACCCCCGUGUUUUCGCCAUCCUCGUUGGAGAACAAACGGAGCAACAUGGCUGUUAACGUGUACGCCACGAACAUGACAUCCGACAACCUCAGUCGUCACGACAUGCUUGCGUGGGUCAACGACUGCCUGCAGUCCUCGUUCACCAAGAUCGAGGAGCUGUGCACCGGCGCGGUCUACUGUCAGUUCAUGGACAUGCUCUUCCCGGCCAGCGUGCCCUUGAAAAGGGUCAAGUUCAAGACCAAUCUGGAGCACGAGUAUAUACAGAAUUUUAAAAUUCUCCAAGGCGGCUUCAAAAAGAUGAGCGUGGACAAGAUUGUGCCAAUUGAUAGGCUGGUGAAAGGCAGGUUCCAAGACAACUUUGAGUUUUUACAAUGGUUCAAGAAAUUCUUUGACGCAAACUACUCGGGAGCAGAGCCGUACGAUGCGCUUGCUAUGCGAGGAGGAGAGCCUAUGGGUAGUGGCGGAAAUAAUGCACCUCGUGGCAGUUCUAACGCGAAACGUGUUCCCCAACGUGACAUAAAUUUGGCUAAACCGGCUCCUCGUACUACUGGUGAGGGACAACCAUCUACCAUGCGUGCAGAUAGUACAAACACUUUAGUAAGUAAAGUUCAGUACCGUGCGCCACCCAAAACCACAGUCGGCAACCGUGGCGAUAAUGGAAAAAUUGAGGAACUUAGUGCACAGUUGGUCGAAUUGAAAAUGUCAGUCGAAGGUCUGGAAAAGGAGAGAGAUUUCUAUUUUGGAAAGUUACGUGACAUAGAAGUCAUGUGCCAAGAUUGCGACAACAGCGGCGAUCCACCACCUAUUGUACAGAAAAUUUUAGAUGUCCUUUAUGCAACAGAGGAUGGCUUUGCGCCACCCGAAGAAUUGGAAGGCGACGGACUUGCGCCCGAUGACGAGGAGGAAUAUUAACCUUUUUUAUUUACGGAUGUAAUCGAAAUGAACAACAGCAAAUUAUCCAAGUGCGUUUCAGUUUACCAUGCCUGUGAGCCAGUAUCACUACCCCUUGCGUAAUUACUAUUAUUAUAUAAGCUAUUUUACAUGAGCAAAUUCAACAGUUUUUGCGCGAAUUGUGCGUACAUUUUGUUAAUAAAGUUCACUGAAAUCAUUAAGAUUCGCACGAUAUUAGAAUAGAUUUAAGUUGAGUAGUGCAUUUGAAUAACUUGUUUUUUCUUGGCCGUUGACGGAAGGAGAGAAAUGAAAGAAAUUAGAAGACGAAAAUCAACUAGUAAUCUAUCACAAAUUAUGACAAUUCCUUAUAGCGUUAAAAUGAUAGAGUUCCGAAGAUCAAUGGCUCCCGAAUUGCCGCAAAAAUUUAUGGAUACCGAUACCUAUCGAUGUUAUCUGCGUCCGUACUGUUACGUAGCGACUUUCGUUAACUACACUUUUUUUUAAUGCGUGAGUGUUUUGUUUGUAAUUGUAUUAAGUUUGUAUCGAUAAUGAAUCACGAAGCUCCCGUCAAUAAUUUUGUCUUUUAAAAUCUGUAGUCAUUUGAAACAUUAGUCCUACAGAGAAGCUCAGUCGAGAGCUGCUCAACCUGUUCCACUCGUUUUCUACGUGCAAUAUAUCCGAUGUGCUCAGUGGUUUCGUGUGAAGCAACAAGUUUUCAUUGCCAACGAGAUAUAAUUUGAAUACAUAAUGUUAAUAAUUCAAAUUCAAUUCCGCUUCGACAUUCUAUCUGCGUCUUACCAACAUAGAAGCUACUACAUGACAUAUUCGUAGAAACACAAACACCACAUGUAUAGCAACAGGUAUUUUGAUUUUUCAGUUAAUUGGUGUGUGCUUCGUGAAGACAGAUUGCGAGACAAAACGCUACGCUUACACUUGAUUAUUGAAUUACAAAGAUGUGAAAGAUUAAGAUUAGAUCAUAUUGAAAGAUAUUCAUCUAUUAAUGUUUACCCGGUACAAAUCGAUUUUAGAAAAUAAACGAUCAUGUUUGCAUCUCCAUGACAGUCUCUCGGGAUAAUAAUGGCCUUAAAAAAUGCGGUAAGUUGAAGAUUCGGGUAAAAUACUCAGAAUCGCACGAGGAAACGCGAACUGUUUCUUAAAUUAUAUCGUAGAGACACCGUCGAUUGUGACACUACUAUAUUUUACUUUCGUCAAAAAAGAGAGUUUGUAAAAUCAUACGUUCCGAGAGCAGACGAGUGAGAGGGACAACGAGCGAAAGGAUUACGGCAUGUAGACGUUUUGUGAACGCUUACGUGUUUUUGGCAUGUUGUGUGCUUUCAAUAUUAUUAGUUUCGACUAUCGAGAUCAACAUUGAUUGUAGAUGCGUCAUAAUCGAAUUAAUUUAAGCGGAAAACGUCGAAUUAUCGUGAAAUAAUUGUCUAGGAUGUAAUUUACACUACGUGCUACAUCUUUACUAAGUUCCAGCGAGGAAGGAGGGUACAGUUUGGCUUGCGCUCUAUUCUCAUUGCUCUGUAUGCGCGCAUAUGUGCUUCAAAAUUUUAAAUUUUAAUGCCGAUAUAAUAAACGUUUAAUAAAAUCGA
Messenger RNA from Vollenhovia emeryi, 2583 nucleotides. RefSeq names its product microtubule-associated protein RP/EB family member 1 (gene Eb1). NCBI's taxonomy places the organism in Eukaryota, Metazoa, Arthropoda, Insecta, Hymenoptera, Formicidae. The record is from RefSeq and is a predicted model, not a curated record. Gene Ontology annotation, molecular function: microtubule plus-end binding. Bases 140 to 1006 code for a protein of 288 amino acids. The transcript has 7 exons. Gene Ontology annotation, biological process: spindle assembly; regulation of microtubule polymerization or depolymerization; protein localization to microtubule plus-end. Gene Ontology annotation, cellular component: cytoplasmic microtubule; microtubule organizing center; microtubule plus-end.